AACAAAAUUAUAACCAAAAAAAAGAAAUAAAAAUAAAAAAAAAUAAAAUAGAUUUCAUUAAAAAGUUUAAAUAGUUGACAUUAACCUAAUUUGUAUUAAACUGAAUGCAUUUGAUCAACAGCAACGAAAACAACAACAAUAGGAAGAGCAACGGAAAAAUAAAAACAAAAGUCUCUCGGUUAUGUGAUUAAGAAAUCUCCGGCAGUGAUUUAUUGCUGUAAUACGUGACCGACGGUUAUUUUUUUUAAAAAAAAAAGUCCUUAACACAACAAUUUGAAACAAUAAAAAAAAAAUUAAAUUUCUAAUGUGUAUACAAUAAAACUCGACGCAUUUUGCCGUACUGAAGUGGAUUAAAGUUCAUAUAAAAAAGUAGCACAGAAAGCCCUUUGUGUAUUUGCACGCACUCGUAUACGUUAUUAAGUACCAGUUCGUUCAAUUGGUGCUGUUGACUUUGUAAACCCCUUAGUGUACGAUACCGGCCUCAUCACGACGACUACAUUAUUGCAACAUUUCAAGGACGUCGUCACGACGAAGUUCUCCGGCAGAGACCAUCAUCUGCCGCCCCUCCAUCCCCAUCAUCAACAAGCCACACUGCAUCCCCAUCAUCAGCCGCAUCAGGCUGUGGCCCAAGGAUUUUCCACCAUUUUUCCAACAUACUUAGGCAUGGAUCGCGCCAGCGGCGGUAAUGCUGCUGGCGGCGGUCUGGGUAUAGUGUCAACAUCGGCCACGCAUGGCGGGGGCGGUGGAGGGGCUUUAAAUGGCCUAGAAGCCAUGUCGGCAGAGUCUACUGGAUUAUGCCUGCAGGAUUUAGUCAGCGCCGGAACAGCAGCUGGCGCCGGUUCGGCCGGUUCAGCGGAAAGUGUAACCACUACGAGUACAGCCCUGAGUAGUGGUAGUACCGGCAGUUCGACGGUGAAUAGCGGUAGUAAUGCCUCGGUGGGGGGCAGUGAUCAUUUGCACAAUCAUCAUAGUCUCCAUGAUACUAGUUCAUCAGUUAGCAUCUCUCCCGCCAUAUCGAGUCUGAUGCCAAUUGGCAGCUUAAGUCAUUUGCAUCAUGGCACCGGUCAAGAUUUGGUAACCGGUUAUAGUCAACAUCCUCAUCAUGGUGUAGUUCCGUCUCACACACCCAAACACGAACCGUUGGAAAAAUUGCGCAGUUUAUUCUUUUCAGUUUGGGCCGAAACUGAUUUUCGAGAUAGCCAUAGCUCCAUGGCUGCGGUCGCUAAUGGUUUGGAAAACACGCAUUUAAAUAACUUUCAAACAUCAACAACAUCAACAACCUCGUUAGCAAACCGCAAUCGGGACCGUAAAGAUGGCAAUCGUACCGUUAAUGAGACAACGAUUAAAACGGAAAACAUAUCCAAUUCUGGUCAUGAUGAGCCGAUGACGACAGCAGCGGAUGAACCUAAAAAUGAUAAGAAGAAUAAACGUCAACGACGCCAAAGAACACACUUCACAUCGCAACAACUGCAAGAGCUGGAACAUACGUUCAGUCGUAAUCGUUAUCCUGAUAUGUCGACGCGUGAAGAGAUUGCCAUGUGGACGAAUCUAACUGAGGCCAGAGUUAGGGUGUGGUUUAAAAAUCGUCGCGCCAAAUGGCGUAAACGUGAACGUAACGCCAUGAAUGCAGCGGUAGCUGCAGCUGAUUUUAAAUCCGGUUUUGGUACACAAUUCAUGCAACCGUUUGCGGAUGAUUCCCUAUACUCAUCGUAUACGUAUAAUAAUUGGACUAAAGUACCCUCCCCGCUCGGCACUAAGCCUUUCCCCUGGCCAGUGAAUCCUCUUGGUUCGAUGGUGACAACUAAUCAUCAUCAGAAUUCGGUAAAUUGUUUUAAUACGGGUGCUAGCGGUGUAGCCGUAAGCAUGAACAACUCUAUGCUGCCCGGUACGAUGGGCAGUACUUUGACCAAUUCAAAUGUCGGAGCCGCCCCUUGUCCGUAUACUGCACCUGCCAAUCCGUAUAUGUAUCGCGCUGCAGCUGAACCCUGUAUGACGUCGAGCAUGUCAUCGAGUAUUGCUACCCUACGUUUAAAGGCUAAACAGCAUACAACCGGCUUCGCUAGCCCAUAUUCGGCGCCCUCGCCAGUAUCGCGCUCCAAUUCGGCUGGCCUCUCGGCCUGUCAAUACACCGGUGUGACUGAUGUUGUUUGAGAAAACGCCCUGGGGGCUCUGCUCAAUCAGCACCAGCAUCAUCUACAUCAUUUCUCCGGUGGCGGU
This is a messenger RNA of Glossina fuscipes, 2217 nucleotides long. It is a transcript of the gene Ptx1, whose product is annotated as pituitary homeobox homolog Ptx1. Gene Ontology annotation, cellular component: nucleus. Gene Ontology annotation, biological process: regulation of transcription by RNA polymerase II; anatomical structure morphogenesis. The transcript is spliced from 5 exons. The coding region runs from base 664 to 2151 and encodes 495 amino acids. NCBI's taxonomy places the organism in Eukaryota, Metazoa, Arthropoda, Insecta, Diptera, Glossinidae. Gene Ontology annotation, molecular function: RNA polymerase II cis-regulatory region sequence-specific DNA binding; DNA-binding transcription factor activity, RNA polymerase II-specific. The record is from RefSeq and is a predicted model, not a curated record.